AUGUUUAUUUUAUUGCAUCUUUUUCUUUAAUGUCUCGGAUAAACCUAAACCUUUUUGAAUUUAGAAAUAGGGAUACAUCUAUUAUAAACAUUUCAAACAGGCCCAAAACCAAACAACAAAAUAGUAGUAAAAUUAGAAUAGGAAAUUUUCGAUUCAACAUAACUAUUGAUUUGUGAUUCAGAAAUUACUCUUCUAAAAGAAAACUGUGUUUACGAUGUAAAUUCUUUUGAUCUGAAAAGAAAUACGUAAAUCAUAUAGCUAGUACAUGGUUUCAAAGUAGAAAAGUACCAAAUGCAGUUAUUAUCUAUGAAAUAAUUUAACGAGUUCCCAUAAGUAAUAGGAACCUACUCUAAAUCAAUUUCAAACUUCUCCAUAACAAUAACUACACUGGAUAUAUCCGAAUGCGCCUCGUAUUUAAAACAUAUAAAAUUUUAGGUUAUGCUAAAAUGACGGAAUCUGUAAAGACGGAAUGUGUGAAUGUAUGCAAGGAUAUUUUGGUGCAGAUUGUAGUAUUGUUGCUCUUGAUAUCACUCAAGAAUCUCAAUAUCAUAAGAAUGGAUUUUACUAUUUUAAUAUAAAGGGAUGUGACUAAAAUUCCUGUUCUCUAAAUAUAAAUUUUACUCAUGUGGGCUAAUAUAGACAAACUUGUUAUGCUGAAGAUUGGUAUUUAUUAUAGUAAAAUAUGAUUGAAAAAAGAGAGAUAAAAAUUUCAGAUGUCCAGUCAUGUUUAUCAAAAAUAAAUAAUUAAAAUUUGAGUCCUGAACAAUUUUCUUACUAUAUUUUUUAUUUUGAAACAGAAUGUGAAAAUUCAUAAGGAUCAAACAUUUAGAAUACUAAAAUUAUCUUAAUAAUUGUUGUAACAACUGUUGGAGGAUCCAUAAGUUUAUGUUGUUGUAUCAUUUGCUAUUACUACUUUUUUAGAAGGCAGAAAGAGGAACAUUAGAUACUUCCUACAAUCUCAUUAUAUCCAAAAACUGACAUAUAAAGGUACUUACCUAAACAACCAUAUAAAACAAUAUUAAAUUAAUAUCCAGGUUUGGCAAAUACAGAUGAAUGUCUGA
Molecule: messenger RNA, 1061 nt
Organism: Paramecium octaurelia
Lineage: Eukaryota; Ciliophora; Oligohymenophorea; Peniculida; Parameciidae
Source: the annotation of a GenBank genome assembly